GGAGCUGUGGAACGGCGCGCUUUUCAACCGCCAUGAGCCUGUGGGUGGACAAGUAUAGGCCCAGCGCCCUCAGCCGCCUGGAUUUCCACCGCGAGCAGGCGGCGCAGCUCCGCAGCCUGGUGAGGAGCCAGACCGUUCCCUUCAGGACCCAAUUCUGCGGGUUGGCCCUGCAGGGGUCGUGGCGCGGGGUGAACGACGUGCGGUGGUCUGGCGUUCCCCGUGCUGGACGUGGGAGGGGUCGAUACUCUUGAAAGCAGGGCUUUACCUAACGUUAGGCGGAGCUCUGAAGUGAGCCGCCAUGAAACCUGGGGCUGUGAAGUUGUGAGGGUUAAGGGAGACAGUCGAGGUCAGGCUGGAGCGGCUCUGAGCACCUGAUGGAGCUGAGUGUGUGUAUAUAUUCCAUCUGUUCAGUGUGGUGACUUCCCUCAUCUGCUGGUGUAUGGGCCAUCAGGAGCUGGAAAGAAGACAAGGAUAAUGUGUUUGUUAAGAGAAUUAUAUGGUGCAGGUGUGGAGAAACUGAGGAUUGAGCAUCAGAGUAUAACGGCACCUUCUAAAAAGAAAAUUGAAAUUAGCACGAUUGCGAGUAAUUACCACCUUGAAGUUAACCCAAGUGAUGCUGGAAAUAAUGACCGUGUAGUGAUUCAGGAACUCUUGAAGACAGUAGCACAAUCCCAGCAACUUGAAACAAGUACUCAACGAGACUUUAAAGUGGUGCUGUUAACAGAAGUCGACAAACUCACUAAAGAUGCCCAGCAUGCUUUGCGAAGAACGAUGGAGAAAUACAUGGCAACCUGCAGACUUAUCCUGUGCUGCAACUCUAUAUCAAAAAUUAUAGGACCUAUUCAAAGCAGAUGCCUGAGUGUACGUGUGCCUGCUCCCAGCAUUGAAGAUAUCUGUCACGUGUUGUCCAGUGUGUGUAAGAAAGAAGGCCUGAAUCUGCCUCCGGAACUGGCUCAAAGGCUUGCAGAGAAAUCUGGCAGGAAUCUUCGGAAAGCACUGCUUAUGUGCGAGUCUUGCAGAGUACAACAGUAUCCUUUCAGUGCUGAUCAAGACAUUCCUGAGAUGGACUGGGAAAUUUAUCUGAGAGAAACUGCAAACGCUAUUGUCAGUCAACAGUCACCUCAAAGACUUCUAGAGGUCCGUGGACGGCUCUAUGAACUCCUAACACACUGCAUUCCUCCUGAGAUUAUAAUGAAGGGUCUCCUGACAGAACUUUUGAAUAACUGUGAUGGACAACUGAAAGGAGAAGUUGCACAGAUGGCAGCCUUCUAUGAACACCGCUUGCAACUGGGCAGCAAAGCCAUUUAUCAUCUUGAAGCAUUUGUAGCAAAGUUUAUGGCAAUUUACAAGAAAUUUAUGGAGGACGGACUAGAUGACAUGAUGUUCUAAGCCUGAUACCUGAAGUUGUAUACAGAAUGUUGUAUCAUAGGUAUGCCAUGUUAGUUUUUUUCUGUCCAUGUCUGUUGGCACGUGAGUCAAGUUCAAAGUCAAAUAUUGUAUUCCAUUAUGGAUAUAAACCACAAUGAACUAAAGAACGGUGUUCAGUUUUGGAAACCAGGUGGAUUGUUUAACAGCAUCAGUAGAUCUAUGGAAAAUACUUUGUGCUUUCAGAAAAGCAAAAGAUUGCCUCUGAAGAUGGAUAAGAUGGUAGUCUACUUGUAGUAUUUGUAAGCUUACAUUAAGGAGAACAUGCUUUUUGCUUUUUUUCAUUUUCAGGGCCAGAGCUGUUAGCAAGAUGUAUAUCCAUGUUGUAAAUUGCUGUUUGAGCAUAUAUGUAUAUAUUUUGCCUACUCAUAUAUCUCAUUGUUUGUCUGUUUUUGUUUUUUUGUUUUAGCCACAAUAUUGUCAGUGAUGUGGUGACACAUUGUUUUCUGAGUCAUGUUUGUAAGCAGUUGUGUUGAAAUUAGAUGAGUAAUACUUUUGUCUUGCUUUUAAGUCAGUUGGACAACAUCAAACUUUGUUUAAAAGGAAUAUGCCCAUAUUAAGUAAGACCACAUGCCAGCUGACACUUUCAUGUUAGUUCCAGCACACAUAACUGCUCAGGUAAAGAUUAUUCCUUUGACUCUGGUAUAAUCAGCGAUAAGGUUUCAAAUUUUAACAAGUACAUCUUUUUAAGAAGUGGAAGAAAAGAAUGUGAACUGCAGAUUAAAUGCUGAAUAAGUGUUUUAUGCCAUGUAGAUGAUUACCUUAAACUCUUAAACCAGGUAUAUGCAUUCGUUUACUUUGAUGUAAACUGUCUUUCAGAAAAGUGGAGCAAUACUCCCUAGUGUAAGUCUUCCAGGAAACAUCAAAGUAAAGGAAGCUAUACCAAUUUGUUCUGCAGGUCUUUCAUAUGUUAUUCCUAUGUACUGUGGUUUCCCUAACAUUGACUAAAUUAAUGCUAUUUGUCACUCUCACUUGUCUGAUUUAGACAACUGCUGGAUACUUGGAAAAAAAGAUUAUAUAGAAAUGAAUUAAAUUCCUAGUUGCCUCUCCUCAUUCAUAGACUUUGGAAGCUUGAGCAUUCAUGUGUGUUCUGUUAAUACACAUCUUACCUUCCUGUUCAGUGCUAGUGUGCUUUAUACUGAACUGGUUUUGUGAUUGAGGAAGUUUAGAGGAUGGACUUUCUCUUCCGUCUGCUCUUGUACCACAAAUCCACAGCACUGUGAGAAUCCAGACUGACUGAUGGAGGUCCCAGAAUACUCGUUUUGUUAAUUCUGAAGUAAGUUAGCAGAAUCAGUAUUUGUGGAGCUCAAAUAUUUUACAAGAGAGAGCACAGGACUGGGAAAGGGGGGCAUAACUACUAUGUGUACUAAUUGCCUGCUCUUUCAGGAGGCUAGUCUAUACCCAUUUUCAAAACCAAACAAUACUUGCUUAUUGCCCACUGUAACUCAAGGAAGUCACGACAGGGCUAAGUAACACCGCUUAUAAAUAUUUGCUUGCUUUUACUUUUAAUCCACUCUCUGUGGAAAGAGUGUAAUAAUGGAAAGGGUAUGAAAGGCAUCACGACUUGGAAAACUUAGUGACACCUGCCUCCCUCUUCCCAUCCUGUCUAUGAGUUAAAGCAGUUUUCUGUUCUUCAUCAUUUAUCUAUUACUGUGUUUUAAAAUUGUAUCAUCUGUGGUUUAACAUCCUGCUCUGUGAAUCAUUCUCAUAAAUUAAGCAGGAUCAGUACUGACAUGGAGAAGAGAGAGCAGAUAUUUCAGUUGGAGACAGUGGUUUCUUGCUUCAAAAGAUCUCACCUGCUCAAUGUAGAAGUUUAAAAUCCCAA
Molecule: messenger RNA, 3250 nt
Organism: Gallus gallus (chicken)
Lineage: Eukaryota; Metazoa; Chordata; Aves; Galliformes; Phasianidae
Gene: RFC3
Product: replication factor C subunit 3
Exons: 9
Coding region: 475-1389 (304 amino acids)
Biological process (GO): DNA repair; DNA-templated DNA replication
Cellular component (GO): DNA replication factor C complex; nucleus
Molecular function (GO): DNA binding; DNA clamp loader activity; ATP hydrolysis activity
Source: RefSeq, a predicted model, not a curated record